AUAUCCCUGGGUUGCUCCGUUUUCGGUCGCUCGUGCGAUGACCCGUUGUUAGUUAUCGCUGGCGCUACCACGGUUAUCAGACUAACAAUGUAUCCUUGUGAAUGCUCAUGAUUGAUCGUUCAGCUGUGACGACGAAGAGAACAACGACGACGAGGAGGUGGUGGUGGAUAAAAGUCCCGUGGGGUACACGGAACAGCUGAUCGACGCUAACUCCACGAAUCGUGCACGGUCUUGAUAGAUCGCUAUGGCAGGUUUCGUGCUUCGAGUGAAAACAAAAUCGGGCCAGAAGGUCGUCAAUGGCCUUACUCCUCAGGACAAGGCGUUCCAGUUAAAGACGAAACUCGCUGAGCUCACUGGGGUACCCGUCGCCGCUCUUCAGGUGCUUGUCGGCUUCCCACCGAAGCCCGUCGACCUGGAUGCCGAUAUCGCGAUCGAGCGCAUCGGCAUUGUCUCCGGGGAUACCUUGAUUGUUGAGGAGAAGCGGAUCAUGUUCAAUGGAGAGGAACAAAGAUUCGAUAAUUAUAGCCGAUCACACAUAGUUGAUCAAGAGAGCUUUGUGGAUGCUCCUGGUGUAUUGAUGAAGAAAGUCGUGCCUGCCGACAAUUCCUGUCUUUUCACUAGUGUGGGCUAUGUGCUGAAUGGAAAGGUCGACACUAGUUGCGCCAGCUUCAUGAGAGAGAUUAUAGCUAAUGCAGUAGCAGCUGACCCAGAGGAAUAUUCAGAGGCAUUUUUGGGUAGACCCAAUGCAGAGUACUGCAAGUGGAUCCUCAAGUCCGACUCGUGGGGCGGCGCCAUCGAGUUGUCGAUUCUAUCCAAAUUUUAUGGCUUGGAAAUUGCAGUGAUCGACAGCAUUAACGCAAUCAUUAAUAGGUUCGGCGAGGAUCAGCAUUAUACUCAGAGAGUCUUUCUUAUAUUCGACGGAAUUCAUUACGAUCCGCUUUACUUAGAGCCGCUGGAUAGUGGCUGUAUUCAAACAAUCUUUCCCACUGAGGACGAAAGGAUGCUGUUGGAAGCUGCGGAGCUCGCGCGAGAAGCGAAAUCGAGUCGUCAAUUCACAGAUGUGCAGAAGUUCACGCUGAUCUGCAAUGACUGUAAAAUCAGACUGAACGGACAAAUGGCGGCGCAGCAGCACGCCAAGGACACUGGUCACAAGAAUUUUGGCGAAGUAGCGUAGCCGUGUCGCCGAUUGAUGAUUCCUCCGGUGACAGCUAACCUUGACCCUAAACAGUAUAUACAGUCUCGGACACUCGCUUUUUAUAUAUAUAAAUAUUUCGAGAAUUUGAUUACUAUCACUCUCUUACAUCUCUCAUUGCUUCACUAUUGAAACUUCACAAUCAUCCUCUUAUUGUUAUUACAGAUCACCGUGCAUUCUUCAUUCGAGCGACAAAAAGUUCUAUCUGUUACCAUUUCUCGUGUGCAAAUCAAAUAUACAGAAUCUUCGAGUUAUAAGAACGGUAUAAUAUUCGAAAGUAUGAUUAAAAGUAAUAUCGAGAAAGAAAGUUUUUAUGAUACUUGUUAGUUUUAUUUAAUAGCUAUAAGAUUUAAUCCGAAAAUUUUAUAGAACUCGUCAUCUAGAUGUUUGAAUUUCAUUCAGAGGAUUCAGAAAUUUCAUGGUUCUUCAAAAGUAUCGGAUUAUAAGUGAGAUCAUGAGAUGUACGAAGCAUCAUUAAAUUUCAAUUCGGUAAAGAUGUUAUAAAAGUUUUGUGUAAAAACUCUCAAGCAUGAUAUAUAUUUUCUCUUAUAUACACAUAUGUAUGUAUGUAUGUAUACAUAUACACACGCAUGUGCGUGCGCUCAAUUUCAUGCAAGUUUAUUUUUCUAAUGCAUGGAAAUAUAAUGCUGUAAAUAAUAUGUGAUUAGUUUCUGCAAGUAAUAUGAUACAGAUGUAGUUAGCGCGCAUAUGAGAUAUAUUAUUUUUAUAAAUUAUAUUCUAAAUUAUGUAUAAUUCUACGAUCAUUAUAUAUUCUCUUUAUAGAGAAGUAUUCUCUUAAUGAACGAAUUAAAACAUUCACCGAAUCAUUAUAAGCGUACUUAUACGAAACGAUUGUUGCACGCGUAUUAACAAUAGCAUUUUAAGACUAUUUUAUACUGUUUAGGAUUAAGGGGUCGCUGACGGGAACGUUCAUAGCUAGGUGCAAUAAGCUAACGAAAGCAGCUAACGACAAUGUUUUUUUACUCGAGCGAGGCGCUUGCGAAUAGCAAACACCUUUCUUGUCAUUAGUGUGAAUCGUAUGCGGUGCAAUUUACAGGACUGUUAAUGCGCAUAAUAUAUAAAAAUUAUUGAUUUUCACUAAACGUCGAGUGAGAUGAGAUCUUAAUAUUCAUCAUCGUAGAAUAGAAUAUCCCGGCGACGUUCGGCUUAUCUGUGAGAUCUUUAUCCUUUUAUAGUUUUUAUCUUAUCGCAAGAUAAUGUUAUUUGUUACGAAUUAAAUGGUCUUCAAAUAGUUUUUAUAUAAAGAGAAAGCAAGAUAUAAAUAAAUUAAUUGAUAAGUUGACAGAGAGGCGACACGUGAUCACGCAGAUAUCCUGAACGCUAUAUCGAGCGAUAACGAAAUGAACGAGACAUAUUUUACAAGAGGGGCUGUAUUUCAAACCUUUCUUUACAUCGAGUAACUCGUCAGCAAUCUCUUCAUUCGAGUACAAAAUGUCACAAAACGAUAUACACCAGUCAACGACCUGUGUUUUAAAUGUCACGAGCAUCGUUUGACGGACACGCUCUCUCUUUCUCUCUCUCUCUCUCUCUCUCUCUCUCUCUCUCUCUCUCUCUCUCUCUCUCUCUCUCUCUCUCUCUCUCUCUCUCUCUCUCUCUGUCCCUCCCACAUCGAUCGACGCAGUCGAUUCUCUUACAGAAUCUCCUACGGGAGAAAAAAGAUCUGCUUACUGGGUACCGGCGCAGUAAAGCUAUCGAAACCACAGACUUGAAAUUCGUUAUGAAGUAUAAACCUACGACGGAUUAUUAUUAUUAACAUAUCGGCCGUGUGUAGAUUCUUAUUCUUUUCCUUAUAACGAAGAAUGAUGUUCGUCCAUAGAGCGAACGGCUGUAUCAAAAAUAGAGAGCGAAACGACGAUUCGGUACGGCGUUUAUAAUUAUAUAUAUAUAUAUAUAUAUAUAUAUAUAUAUAUAUAUGUAUGUAUUCGAACACUGCCGUGAGUUUUUU
Messenger RNA from Harpegnathos saltator (Jerdon's jumping ant), 3158 nucleotides. RefSeq names its product Yod1 deubiquitinase (gene Yod1). The record is from RefSeq and is a predicted model, not a curated record. The transcript has 4 exons. NCBI's taxonomy places the organism in Eukaryota, Metazoa, Arthropoda, Insecta, Hymenoptera, Formicidae. Gene Ontology annotation, molecular function: cysteine-type deubiquitinase activity. Gene Ontology annotation, cellular component: nucleus; cytosol. Gene Ontology annotation, biological process: protein deubiquitination; ERAD pathway; endoplasmic reticulum unfolded protein response. The coding region runs from base 245 to 1174 and encodes 309 amino acids.